This is a messenger RNA of Clupea harengus (Atlantic herring), 4453 nucleotides long. RefSeq lists its product as uncharacterized. The transcript is spliced from 4 exons. NCBI's taxonomy places the organism in Eukaryota, Metazoa, Chordata, Actinopteri, Clupeiformes, Clupeidae. The coding region runs from base 1158 to 2513 and encodes 451 amino acids. The record is from RefSeq and is a predicted model, not a curated record.
GUUUAGUCAAUUUAGAUUAAAUGUAUUGCAAUUAGGCUACUCUCUAACAGCUGUACAAUAGCAAUGGAAGUUUGUGAAUAUUAAGCCAUACAGUUACAGGGUAUAUAAUUAAUUAUAAUUAAAGGCAGGGUAUUUGCAAAAGUUUUACUGAUAAAAUCUAAUAAUGCUUUCUUUGUCUAGGCGAUGGUUCUCGCUACUCUUGCUGAACACUCACUCCCUUUCACCUUUGCACCAGUGAUGGUGAACUUGGCCCAAGUGCUGGCCGAGGACAAAGUAGCUCUGAGUGGGCUCAAGCUGUCACGCACGUCGGCAGUUUAUAAAAUGGUGCAUGGGUUGGGAUUCACAUUUUCAGAGAGGAUCUUCUGCAAUACCCAGAAAUAUCCAUUUUCUAUCAACCUUGAUGAAAGCACUACCAAUGGGGAUAGAAAAGUGCUUUCCAUCCUGGUUAGCUAUUUCAACCCAGACAGGAAGAUGGUUGAUGUGGGACACCUUGGAUCUUUAGAGGUGUUGAAGGUAAACGCUCUCAAGCUUGAGAAGUUGCUGGAGAAGUUUUUUGAAGAGAACAACAUCCCAUGGUCCAAUCUUGUCAGCAUGCUGAUGGACUCCUGCGGUGUUAUGCGAGGCAGUAAGCAGGGGUUGGAAACGAGAAUACGCCAGAACCACUGCCCAAGCCUACUCGAUAUUGACGGUGAUAGUUGUCACCACAUCCACAAUUCUGCAAAGGUUUUUGCAGCUUCUUUCAGCAACCAUCUCGAAAAGCUUUUCAGUGACCUACAUACUGAUCAUCAAUGGGCCACAGACCAGGUUAGAAUUCAUUUCAAUUUCUUUUAGAGGUAUUUUUUAGUUCAGAAUGAUGCAUGCAACUGACUGCAAUGCGUGCCUCUACACUAAUACACUAACAACCUAAUUUUAUCUUUACAGUAACUUACCUGCUGCUAUACUUACCUUUUGGGAGAGUGUAUUUUCUAGAUGUAUAUUCUAGAUCUACAUGCAUAUUCUAAUUUACAUUCUAAAAUUCUUUAAUACGUACUGUCAUAUUUACCUGAGAAAAAUCAAAGUGAAUCCUUGUAUCUUUCUUAAGCCCUUUAAAAAAAAAAAAACUUUAGAUUUUUUUCUCUCUCUCUUAGUUGGCAUACCUCAGAGAGAUAUGCCAGUUCAUGAGCAUUCCUUAUUCAGCUCCUAAAAGAUUUGUUCAUCAUCGCUGGCUAUCGGCUUAUGAUGUUGCCAUUAGCACCCAGAGGCUGCUUCCUGCCUACAAGGUCUUAUAUUACGGCUUUAUGGACAAGGAAGACAAGGCCCUCUACAAGGACCCCCUAAAGCAGCUCUUUGCUGACUACAACGUGAGCGAAAAAGCUCAGAUACAGGUUCGGUACUUUCAUGAGGACCUCAGAAAAAAAGGCAUGACGCAGCUGGGAAAAGACCGGAAGAAAAGGGUGAUUCGGAAGGUGUGGCAUGAAGCCACCAUAACUGAGCUGCAACUCAGUGUCUAUACAGGAGUGCUACCAAUCCUUAAGGAGUAUGUAAUGGUGUUCCAGGGCAGUCAGACACUUGUGCAUACACUUCAUGACAAACAGCUGCAAGUUUUCUUGAACUUCCUUGCCUGCUUUGUGAAAUCUGAACACCUGAACCUGAUGCCCAAAACUCUGGCUACCCUGGAGAUCGACAUCAACAAGCUGCUACCUUUGAGGAAGAUGUAUGUGGGGCGGGAGGCUGAUAGAUUUAGAGCGGCACAUCCACAACACCCUCUGCUGAAGCCAUUCCUGCAGGAGGUGUCCAAGGCAUACAACACAUGUGCCAAAUACUUGCAGAAAAAGCUGCCUCUACAAAGUGAAACCCUGCAGUCUUUGUCAGCCGUGGACCCAGUUGUGAGAGGGCACUCUCAGACGUUAGUCAAACUGAGGAAACUCAUUGAACUGAUGGGUCACCUGCUACCACCUGAUGCUGACACACACCAGGAGAUUUUGAGAUAUAAUGUGGACCAGACGCUGCCCAGUUACCAAGAUGGAGAGGAUGUUGUGAAGUGGUGGGCCUCUGUCUUUGAUACUGGGAAAUAUCCAGGCCUGUGUCAGGCAGUGAAGGCAGCCAUGUCAAUUUUCCAUGGUCCCCUGGUUGAAUCAUCUUUCAAUGUCAUGGGCAACAUCAUUGACCAAAGGUCCACCAGCAUGAACAUCUCCACCUUCAGUGCUGUCCAGACCGUGAAAUAUGCUUUGCUGUGCAGGAAGCAGAGUGGUGUGCAAAUGUUCAGAAGGAAUGAUGUGAAGCUUGGUGUUGUAGAUCGGAGGCUGUGUGGCAACAUUUGCUCAGCUGGAACAAGGGACAAAGCCCAGCGACAAAAAAAGUUGAUUAAAGUGAGGGAGAGGAGGGUGGAGUUUGGCUGCCAGCCAUCCACCAGUGCUUCAGAGAGUAGGGCGGAAGUGGUGGAAAGAGAGAGUGUGGCCCGAAAGAGGCACAUGGCCAAGCAACGAAAACAGGCCCUUGAAAGGCUGGUCCAGGACAAAAAAUGUAAAAAAUGAGUUUUUAAUUAUUAGCUAUUAAAUAGAUUAAAUUAGUAUGAUAUAUUAAUAAAUGUUUUUACCUUAAGCAAAUGUUGUCUUUUCCCUUUUAUUUUCCUCUUUGAGUACACCAGAAUGCUUAAUUUACAUGUUAAAAUCACAAAAAAAAUCUGGGGGGACCCCCCUACAGGGGUUUGGUUUGUCACCUUUUUCAACCCUUCCGAGUUUGCAGGUAUGGAUAUGACAAGGGAAAUAUAGAUAUUAUAUGAAUGGAUGGGUUUUAUAUGAUGGGUUAAGGUAUGUCUGAGGACAGGACUGAAGCUAAGAGAUGGUAAGUGUCAUGAGCUGUGGGGGAGAUAAUGUAGCUGAAUGGAUGGUAGUUUAUUUAAAGAGUUAAAGUUAGGGGAAAUAGACACUCAUAAUGGAGAAAAUGAAAAUGGUCUAUAAUUAUAUGUAAGGUAACUGGGUAAACUACUGAAUCUUUAAGUCUACAUGAGGCAGGAGCGCUGCACGGAGCAGUCAUGCGCUGGGACACAGGAGUGAACUGGAGGAGUGUGAGAGAAUGGAUGAACUGAAGGUGGGUCAGCUGCAUACAAUCAUGGGUGUGAUUGGAGACGAAAUGCAGCUGGAAGUUUGAAUGUCAUGGAAGGAACGGGUGUGUGAGUGUGCCGAAGGGGAGCUGCUGAAGCAGACUUCAGCACAAACUUAAAGGUAAGUAUAUGUUAUAUGUGGGAAUCUUUGUUUUAAUCAAGCAUUUGGGGAAUUAUGUUAGUAUAACAUUAAGACAUAUGUGGGAAAUUAUGGAAUGCAAUCUCUGGAUAUCGUAAUACACACUUUGGAAGUAUGCCUAGGAAAUAUGUGAAAAUUAUGUGUAUAGAUUGUUUUUAAUCUUUGGAAUUAUAUAUACACAGGUGGAAGCUUAUGGACUGGUCCAGUCGGGAGACUGGUGAUGGGUUAUGGUUCUUAAAACAAAAGAAUCUCCAGCCAAUAGGGCUGAGAGGUGAAGGGGUUAAGUGUGUUGUAUCGUGUUAACUGUUUUGCAGGACCACUAGGCGGUGGGACUACCACAAUUCGAGGGAGCUGAGUUGGAGUGGGGACCAUUCAGAUGUAGCAGCUGGACCUGGGUGAAGGGCUGCCAAGGUCAUGGACAUGCUGCAGUGGAUGGAUGUGUCUACCCUUGGGGAAAGGAAACUGAUGGAACAUGGUCAGAGGAGGCUUUCCGGCAGACUCAGAUGGAGGACCUCAUCAGUGGAACUUAUAAGAAGAUGUUUGUUGUGGGACAUCCAUAACAAUUCUACAACAGCACGCAGAACAUUCAUACAUAUUAAGACUGUACCACUUGCAUAACAUUGCAUACAUAACUGGAUGUGUAUUGUUUAUAUUUAUAUUGCUUGUUUUGUUUGUUUUAAUGUUUGGUUUUCUGUAUGUUUGUUUGUAUUGUAUUUUUGUAUGUUUCUUUAUAUUUUACACAACACUGCGUUCAGAAACUGAUGGAAAAGAGGAUGUGCAUGGUUGCCUUUCACAGCCUGCGGAAUGCAGGUGUCGCUGUACAGGACAGGGCAAUGGGUCCAGUUUUUACCUUAAAAUAAGAAGGUUUUUGUUCUCAUCUGUGGGGAUAGGGGCAUGGCAUCUCGGGAGUAAAGGAACACCAGAAUGUGGAUACUGAUAUUGUUACACCUAAGUUUAUCCAUGUGAAUGGAGACUGAACGAAACGCACAACACUGCAUACACGAUAAGAUGGUUGUAUUACAUUUUGUAUGUUCUGUAAACAUUACUGUAUGCUCAUCUAGGACCACCCUAGUGAGACUGUUGUAUUGUAUGGGGGUAUUAAUAUGGAGUUAGAUGAAGUGGAUGGACUGUUUAAAAUAAUGCUAAAACUGGGUUUUGAUGUAUAGGAGUUCAAAUGUACUUGUUUCAUCAUAUGGUAGAUUGAUAGUGUGUAUUUGAUAGAGUUAUGAAAA